UCCCAGUCACAUGCCUGCCUGCAGCCUCCGUUAAUCCUGCGCCCGGCCUGAGAGGGACGGAGCGAGCCGAACAGCUUCACCUGGCGGCGCGGCGGGAGGACUGGAGUCGCCGGAUUUGCUGCCCCUGCAGUGGAUAAAGCACUUUCUGAAGGAAGACUCAGAAGAAGCUGAGCUGGUCCAGUUCCUUAACGAUUCCCCAACAGAGAAGACCUUCCAUCGGGUGAAGCCAGAAGCCAUCCCUCAGGAGAAAAGACCCAGUCUAGGUGGGACUGAAAUGUUCCCUAGUGCUGCAGUCCAGGCCAUUCCCAAAGAUGCUUUGGAGGAAAAGGAGCAGAAGGCCUUCUACCGCCCUCACCCUCUAGACUUGAUACCGCAACACAUGGCUGCUCCAGCACCACCAAGUCCAUCCCGCCCCAGAAGCCCCUGGGGCAGGCUUGACCCAUAUGACUCAGAUGAGGACAAUAAAGAAUAUGUGGGAUUUGCAACACUUCCUAAUCAGGUCCAUCGGAAAUCUGUGAAAAAAGGAUUUGAUUUCACACUAAUGGUUGCAGGAGAGUCUGGGCUGGGGAAAUCCACUCUGGUGAACAGCCUUUUUCUUACAGAUCUAUACAAAGAUCGCAAACUCUUAAAUGCAGAAGAACUGAUUGUCCAGACUGUGGAGAUUACCAAGCAUGUGGUAGACAUAGAGGAGAAAGGGGUGAAACUUCGCUUGACCAUUGUGGACACACCAGGCUUUGGAGAUGCUGUAAACAACACAGAAUGUUGGAAGCCUGUGGCUGAUUAUAUAGAUCAGCAGUUUGAGCAGUAUUUCCGGGAUGAAAGCGGCCUUAACCGGAAAAAUAUUCAAGACAACCGUGUCCAUUGCUGCCUCUACUUCAUCUCUCCUUUUGGUCACGGUUUGCGACCUCUGGAUGUUGAAUUCAUGAGAGCGCUCCAUCAGCGUGUGAACAUUGUUCCUGUCUUGGCCAAGGCUGACACUCUCAUGCCGUCCGAGGUGGAACGAAUGAAGUGCAAGAUUCGUGACGAAAUUGAUCAUUUUGGGAUCCGGAUCUAUCAGUUUCCUGAUUGUGAUUCAGACGAAGAUGAUGAAUUCAAGCAGCAGGACGAAGCACUCAAAGACAGCAUCCCCUUCGCCGUGAUUGGCAGUAACACCAUUGUGGAGACGAAAGGCAGACGAAUCCGGGGGAGGCUGUAUCCUUGGGGAAUUGUUGAAGUGGAGAACCCAAUGCAUUGUGACUUUGUCAAGCUGCGCACCAUGCUGGUAAGGACCCAUAUGCAGGACCUGAAGGAUGUGACUCGGGAGACCCACUAUGAAAACUACCGGGCUCAGUGCAUUCAGAGCAUGACUCGCAUGGUGGUGAAGGAGCGGAAUCGCAACAAGCUAACUCGAGAAAGUGGGACUGAUUUCCCCAUCCCAACUACACCCACGGUGCCAGACUUGGAGACAGAGAAACUGAUCCGGGAGAAGGAUGAGGAGUUACGAAGACUGCAGGAAAGGUUGCAGAAAAUCCAACAGCAGAUGGAAGAUUCAUAGUAAUCAUAAAUUGCCCUCCCCUCCCCAGUAUAUUUUUUUUUUGCCCCUGCUGGCUGGCAUCCUUCCAAAGCAGAAAAUGUUUACAUCCCCCUGAAUUUCACCCCAUCUCCAGUACUUGGUCCUUUUCAAACAUAAAUUGCUGCAAUGAUCGCCUUAAAAACCAAAGUUCUACAAUUACUUACCCUUCUAAGAAACGAGAAACUCAGAAAGGUUUCAAGAUGCUACCGCAACCUUCUAACACGCGGGGACUUUUCCUUUCUCCAUCCAGUCUGGCUACUGAUCAUAAUUGUGGUGAUUUUUCUGCAGAGUGCAGAGACGAACUAUUCUGCAAACCCAGCACUGAAAGGAAACUUAACUCUCAUCUGAAAGGCAGACUGUGAUAAUUUGUACCAGCAACUUUUUACAACUUUCUAACCCGGUUGUAAAAAAGAUGCAAGUGUAAAAAAAAAAAAAAAAAAAGCAGACAUACACAAAAACACAAGAUAUUCUCUCCAAGUCCGCCUUGAAAUUAUUGGCAAAAAUAUAUGUACACAAGAGAUGAAAUGACAAAAUUCCGAUCUUUACGAUGGUAAAAUUGAGAACUUUCAGCCUCGCAUCAGAUGUUGGGAAUGCUUUUAAAAAUAAUCCUCCUGGAAAAUCUGAAGGCCGUUAGCAGACGCCAGCAAUUAAAUUUCUCAUGAUUAGUCCCCUUGAAAUGAAUGGGAGCUGCCGGAAUCUUGCACUGAGAAACUUUUGACUGAAUUAAAUACAUGAGCACUCCCUUUGCGAAAACUCUGUUUGGUUCUAUUUUAUAUUUAUCUCCUCGUAAGUGAGAGGAGUCAAAAGAUGGAGUUAAUAUAGUUUUUGCAAGCUAAUAUUAUUAAUUUUAUUUAAUUUUUUUCAAGCUAUUGUAUCAAAGCAAGAUAAAAACAAAAAGAAAUCUACUGUCCCACGCACAGCCAUGCACACCCAGCCGCUGAUGGACGUGCAAAAUAACCAAGCUUCUUGCAAGGAAUAUUCAGUUUCAUUUGAAAUCGUCCCUUCCCACGUGUUUUAAGUGACCGUGUCUCUCUUGUGAAUAUGUAUCAGCUCAUACCUUCAAUCAAGAACACCUAAAUUAGGACUUUUCAGCAAGUGGAUCUUGUAAUGUGUGGCUUAUUCCAAAUGGAAAUUUUCCUAAAAGUCUGGAGAAAAAAAUGCCUGGCACUCUCCAAUCUCUGGAGGGUCAGUCCUUAGAAUCUGCAUGCUGCUGCUCUUGCGGGGAUCAGUCUUCUGAAUCUGCUAAAAAUUUCCGUCUCUGCUGAUGAUGCAUGCUGCCGUUAUGCUUUGAAAGAAGAUCCCAGAGAACAAAGCUAUGCAUCGUUCUCAAACCAGCUGAUUGGUUGCUCACAGAAAAUGUUGGUGAGAUGCUUUCAAAAG
Messenger RNA from Thamnophis elegans (Western terrestrial garter snake), 2932 nucleotides. RefSeq names its product septin 4 (gene SEPTIN4). Gene Ontology annotation, cellular component: synaptic vesicle; septin ring; septin complex. Gene Ontology annotation, molecular function: molecular adaptor activity; GTPase activity; GTP binding. The transcript has 12 exons. Lineage: Eukaryota; Metazoa; Chordata; Lepidosauria; Squamata; Natricidae. Gene Ontology annotation, biological process: cytoskeleton-dependent cytokinesis; regulation of exocytosis. The record is from RefSeq and is a predicted model, not a curated record. The coding region runs from base 275 to 1534 and encodes 419 amino acids.